AAUUUAUGAAAACAAUGCAUUCUGUAGUUAGAACAAAAACUUUGAGGUUUCAAAAUGACUUUUUAUUUUCCUUUCCUAGAAAAAAAUUAGAAUUUAUUUCAUUUGAGCAUUGAAAUGUACAGAAAAAUUAUUCGUGCUUCUCUUCUGGGUCCCCCAGGUUCUGGGAAGAGUACCGUAGCUAAGCGCAUACUUGAGGAAUUCGAUCUUGUGCACAUUUCUCCAGGUGAUCUGUUACGCGCGAAUAUUGAGAAGAAUACUGAUUUGGGUAAACAGGCGGAAGCUUACGUAAACCAAGGCAAAUUAGUCCCGGACAAUAUAAUCAUUGAAUUCAUUGCGGGUCAUCUCAGAGACCUGACUUGUACUUCUUUCUUGUUAGACGGUUUUCCGCGUAACAUCACACAAGCUAAACGUUUAUCUGAAGUGCAGAAACUGAAUGCUGUUAUAUAUCUAAAUAUACCGCAUGCAGAACUUAUCCGACGUAUUGAAGGACGUUUUGUACAUACAAAGUCUGGCAGAGUUUAUAAUACUUACUUCAAUAAACCUAAAGUACCUGGUAAAGAUGACAUAACAGGGGAGGAUUUAAUAAAACGUGAAGAUGAUAAACCCGAAGUAUUUGCGGAACGUUUAAAAACUUAUGAGCAAACGGUAAAACCUAUAUUAGAAUACUAUGAAAAGGAAUUUCCCGGUAUAUUAAAAUCAGUUGAUGACACAACUAGCGACGAAAUAGUGUGCAAAAUCCAGAAAUUACUUGCAGAUCUCCAAAAGUCUGAAUGAAGGCCCUAGAGAAUUUAGAAUUUUAAUUAUAUUUGAACGCCUGUC
This is a messenger RNA of Glossina fuscipes, 819 nucleotides long. RefSeq names its product GTP:AMP phosphotransferase AK3, mitochondrial-like. The coding region runs from base 115 to 774 and encodes 219 amino acids. Gene Ontology annotation, molecular function: ATP binding; AMP kinase activity. Gene Ontology annotation, biological process: nucleobase-containing compound metabolic process. The record is from RefSeq and is a predicted model, not a curated record. NCBI's taxonomy places the organism in Eukaryota, Metazoa, Arthropoda, Insecta, Diptera, Glossinidae. The transcript has a single exon. Gene Ontology annotation, cellular component: mitochondrion; cytoplasm.